Schistocerca gregaria is the source of this 1727-nucleotide messenger RNA. Its product is annotated as saccharopine dehydrogenase-like oxidoreductase. Gene Ontology annotation, biological process: glycolipid biosynthetic process. Bases 23 to 1228 code for a protein of 401 amino acids. Lineage: Eukaryota; Metazoa; Arthropoda; Insecta; Orthoptera; Acrididae. The transcript is spliced from 4 exons. The record is from RefSeq and is a predicted model, not a curated record. Gene Ontology annotation, cellular component: lipid droplet; mitochondrion; plasma membrane.
UCAAAACCUCUUAAAUAGCAUUAUGUCAAACACGCAAAAGGAAUACGAUUUGAUCAUCUAUGGUGCUACUGGGUAUUCUGGAACCAUCACGGCAGAAUAUUUGGCCAGAAGACCGAAUGUCAAUGCCAAAUGGGCGGUCUCAGGUAGAAGUGAAGACAAAUUAAAAGCACUUGUUUCGAACCUAUCGAAAAUUUGCAACCAAUCUAUUGACUAUUUCGUAGUCGACUCAGAUCACUACGACCAGGUACUUCAGUUAGCAUUAAAGACCAAAGUACUUUGCUCGUUUGUAGGACCCUAUCGAAAAUUCGGCGAGCCAGUGGUGAAAGCUUGUGUAGAAGCCUCAACAGAUUAUAUAGACGUAACAGGCGAACCUCCUUAUAUCCGUGACGUUAUUCAAAAAUAUGACAAGAUGGCAGCCGAUCGUCAAGUUUACCUGCUCCCUGCUUGCGGCAUAGGCUCUUUGGUGACUGAUGUAGCAGUCGAAAUGCUGAAACAAGAAUUUGACAAGGAAUCUAAAGUUGUUCAAGCAAGUACAUAUGUUAGAUGUAAUGGUAAACAUGCUAAGUCCUUUUCUAAUGGAACAUGGCAUACAAUGGUCUAUAGUAUGGCAAAUAAAGACGUAACUUUGCCUACCCCUCGUACCUCGAGCUCUGAAAGACCAAAAGCUAGCAAAUCUCAUCGCGCAAGUUGUCAUUAUUAUCAACCACUAAGCUGUUUUGCUAUCCCGUUUGUUGAGGGUGCUGAUUUAAUGAUCAUCAAACUGACAAAUCAAAAAAAUGAGCCUACGACAGGGUCGCCUGAAUUCUCGUACUCUCAGUAUAUUCUGGUACCUCGGUUCCCACCUCUCUGGCUUUUGUGGACUAUUUUUAUCAUGAUCAUAGUCAUGUACUUCUCCAAGUUCGAAAUAGUGCGCAAUCAGCUGUUGAAGCACAGUAAUCCCAGCGGAGGGCCAAGUAAAAGUGAGCGUGAAAACUGCUCUAUAGAUAUAUGGGUUGAUGGCAAAGAUGCAGCGGGACAUCAAAAAAGGUUACGCAUUCACUGUCCCGGACCGUACGAUUCAACUGGCAUUGCCUGUGCAGAAGCAGCUCUAAUCAUGGCCACUGAUCGAGAAAAUAUGAAAAAAGACUAUGGACUCAUCACUCCAGCCUCUUCUAUGUUCGAUCAACUUAAACACUCAUUGAGGGAAUAUGGAAAGAUGACGUAUCAUAUCGAAGACAAGACAAAAUAAUGUCAUAACUUUGUGUUUAUUUUUGUUGUCAUAUUGUACCAUCUCAAGACAACGAAGAUAAUCCCAACACCCCUUUAAUGAGAUGAAACGCUUUUCUUACUAUUAUUUUGUCAAUGAUUAAUAUACUUUCUGAUAUUAACAUAAUGCUGUUCUACCAUAAUAACAUUCACAGCAUGUAAGUGCCAUCAGCACCCAUAUGCUAGACUGUGCUAUAGCAAUUGUCAUAAAAUAACUCACAAUAACACUUUAGAUGGUUUUUGCCUUAUGUUACGCUUUUGGCCGGUAUUGCAUCUUUCAAUCAUGCUCUCAGCGAGACUGGAUUAAAUUUUAGAAUAUUACAAAUGAAACAGCUUGGAUGCGUGCUUUGAAGCAAAUAUAAAUUUACUAAAACAGGCGUUUAACUACGAAAAGUAAAUUAAUCUCUGCCAGUAGUUUUGCAUUUUAUGCAGUGCCUGACAACGGCUUCUGUUGAUUCUGUGAAGAUCAUGAAUAUUUCGAA